This is a messenger RNA of Polistes canadensis, 2056 nucleotides long. It is a transcript of the gene byn, whose product is annotated as brachyury protein homolog 1. Gene Ontology annotation, molecular function: DNA-binding transcription factor activity, RNA polymerase II-specific; RNA polymerase II cis-regulatory region sequence-specific DNA binding. NCBI's taxonomy places the organism in Eukaryota, Metazoa, Arthropoda, Insecta, Hymenoptera, Vespidae. Gene Ontology annotation, cellular component: nucleus. Bases 1 to 1962 code for a protein of 653 amino acids. Gene Ontology annotation, biological process: mesoderm formation; cell fate specification; regulation of transcription by RNA polymerase II. The transcript is spliced from 6 exons. The record is from RefSeq and is a predicted model, not a curated record.
AUGCAACCUGGUAAUAAUAAUCUUGUUGGUGUUACUUCCGUUCGUUCGAAUUGUCGUGAAAAGGAACGACAUAGUAGAAUACAGGAACAACAAGAUAACGAUAAUGAACACGAAUUAAAACAAGAAAAUGAUGUUGAACAAUUACGAACGACUACUAAGGAUAAUAAUAAAAAAUCUAACAACGAUGAUCGGGAUACAUUGUCAAGGCAAAAUAUUUGCGUUAAUUCGAUCCCGUCAAAUACUAAUUUACCAUUGUCACUUUCGUUAGAGGACAGAGAAUUAUGGACUAGAUUUCAAUGUAUUACUAAUGAAAUGAUCGUCACCAAAAAUGGAAGACGAAUGUUUCCAGUGGUUAAAGUAUUGGCACAGGGUUUGGAACCGGCGGCCAUGUACACUCUUUUACUUGAAUUUGUACAGGUAGAUCCUCAUAGAUGGAAAUACGUAAACGGUGAAUGGGUUCCCGGUGGAAAAGCAGAAAUUGCACCUCCAAAUCCGAUUUACGUUCAUCCAGAGAGUCCAAAUUUUGGUGCACACUGGAUGAAAGAAGCUAUAUCUUUUGCCAAGGUGAAACUGACCAACAAGGCUAACGGUAACGGACAGAUUAUGUUAAAUUCUCUACACAAAUAUGAACCACGAGUGCAUCUGGUUCGAGUUGGUGCCGAGGAACAGAGAACUGUUCUCACCUAUCGUUUUCCUGAGACACAAUUUAUAGCAGUAACAGCAUAUCAAAACGAGGAAGUUACCAGUUUGAAGAUCAAGUAUAAUCCAUUUGCUAAAGCAUUCUUGGAUGCUAAGGAAAGACCAACGGAUACUCAAACGUAUCCUCAAUACUCUAGUGCUUGGUUCAUACCACAACCAACUAUGGGAUGCGAAUAUAGUACAACAUCCGGCAUAAUGGCACCACAAAAUCAAACGCAAAACGUCGUUAACAAUCAUUUAACUCAUUCUUAUGCUGUUUCUACUGGUGGACGUAGGAUGACACCGUAUUCCUUGAGACACAAAUAUACUCAAGAUGAGGAACAUUUAGAUCCAUAUGGAACUGUACCACUUUUACAUUCAACUACCUACGUGACACCAUCCAAUUGGUCACCACGUAGUCCAGAAUCUUUACAAAGUUUAAAUCCGGCAUGCAUACCACCACCACCACCACCCUCGCAAGAAUGGGCAACUUCACCCUCACCCUCGCCAACUUCUUCUUCGCAUACUACCUUAGCUAGAACUGUAGUUGGAACAAUGACACCUACCAGUGUUACAGGAUGUACACUUUACGUUCCAGCUAGUUUACCGUGUAACUCGAUGUCACAGGAACAUCCACAUAAUUCCGAUUCGUCGGCUUGGAUACACUCCAUGGCUUUGUCAGAUCAACAACAGCAACAUCAUCAUCAACAACAACAACAACAACAACAACAACAACACCAGCAACAGCACCAACAACAACAACAAUCUUAUUUAAAUUUGAAUUUGCAUCUGCACCAUCAGAUGCCACCUUAUACUACCGUAUCACACGGCGGAUUACAUCACGUUUUACAUCAAACCGAUAACGAGACGAUAUCAUCAGCCAAUUCAACUGAAUAUUCGGUUCAUGAAUAUCAUCAUGCACCUGUAUCUCCAGUACAAUCUACUACACCCGAUCAACAUCUACACAAGCAACAGCAUCAACACAAUAUGCAAAUGUUGCAUCUUCAACAACAACCUCUUACACAAAAUGAAACAACAUCACCAAAUGCCGGAGAAUAUGAUGAUCCUUCUAAGGAACAUCAUCACGUACCCGGCGUUUGUACAAAUCAAACUGUAGAAACUUUAAAUACUGUACAAUCCGAUGACGAAUGUAGAUGCUUGGCUGUGGUGAUAGAUCGUCACAAUCAUCAUCGGCAAAACAGCCAAUUGGCCAAUACCGAUCAACAGGCUAACGCUUGGACACCUUUAACACCACCACCAGCUCCUCAAACAACAGCUAUAUGAUUUACUUUUGUAUUAAUGUACAAUCGAAUAACGUUUUAACACAUUAUCGUUGGUAAAGGUAUUAAUACGUUUCUGAAAAAGUUACACCAAACGA